AUGUCGGAAGGUUCACCAUCUCGGCAGCCUUUGCACGAGCGUAGCAAUUCCCAGAGCAACAAAAUCUCAGCAAUUAGACUCGUCCCAAGUACACCCCCGCGACUCUUGGGCCAAGAAAAAGAGGAACGAGAUGAGGUUUACGGACGGACGCCGCUACCGACCCACCCAUCCCAUAUUUUGCUCGCACCUGGCCAUGGGAGGGGUAAGGAUAAGGAUCCCACACCUGCAUUAGCACCCGAGUUUCAAACCACCUCCAAAGCACAAGGGGAGGCCAUUUCGAGUGGCUCGCCUGUGUCGACGCAUAUAACGCAUCAUCUUCCUCAAAAUGCCGACUCUGCAACAGGAUCUACAAUCUCAAAGCCGAAACGUCUGCCAAAAAAGGGUUCAAAAAAGCGUCUUCAAAUCCACAAGGAUAGCAAGACCUUCUCACUGUUACAAGAUGACCCCCAACCAGUGCAAGACACUCCCAAAUCACCGACAUUUUCUAUUCCUACGAAAAGCUCAUACGAUUCGCUAGCCUCAGAGGCUCUUCAUGCAGAGGCCCGGUCUAAUUCCAUUGAUUCAUGCCUACUACCACUCACGCCUGCUACUCCAGCUUCCGAAGGCAAGCAACCAAUAUCCGCGGAUCAUAUAAGCAGUUCUCCUUGGAAUUAUCAACUUGUUGGUGGCCUACGAAAAGUUCCGAAAACCCCAGAUAUCAAGCAAAAGUCCACAACAAUUGCUGAUAGCCCUCUACCGCCUCUUCCACCUUUGCCAGAAGUAUACGACCUACCGUCUGCCGCCGCGUCGCACGAUCUCUCUGCGAAACCCUCCUUUCGCUCCACCCAGACUACCACGACAACCUCUGAAAACACAAACUACAAAGUUUACGGCAACACAUCUGAUUCUGCUUCCGAAGUUGCUAUCCAGCCUCCCUCUUCCAACAAUUCCAACUACCAAGUAUUUGGCGACCCUUCCGAAGCCGAUACAGCCUCAUCAGUCAUCCAUAGACCGCAGACUGGAUAUUCCGAGAACGAGAACUACGAGUUGCACGGGGACCCAUCACUAACCGGUUCGUCAGUGAAUCUCGUUGGCGGAAAGAAAUACUCCCAGGAAUCAUUGGUAGUUCCGCCGUUGCGACCUAGAGCCAACAGAUCAAACGAAAGUUUUGGAUAUUACAAGUCUCGGUCUAGAGAAUCCCUUCGGACUGGAUCACUCACUUCCAUCUCGACUGUUCUCAGUCAACAAGAAGCAGCACAAGCAGUAGUUGGCAGUGGAUCCUUAAUUCAGCUACCUAUUUCCAACCGAGCAGCAGCAUCGAGUUCAUGGGCGGAAAAUACUCACCCACUGCGGUCCCACAUGAACGAGCAACCUCAUCAAUGGAGCUCACAGCUUUCAACUGUGCUCUCCGUGUCAGAGGGGACCGAGCGAGGUUCGCGAUCAUGGUCGGACGACAGCGGGCGUAUGAGUGGAGGAUUUCCAAGCACCCCAAGUCGCACCAGUCGCAACAGCCGGCAGAUGCUGAGCAUCAGUUCAUCCCUACAGCGGGAAGAAGGAAGAAGCGAGUCUCCUAUAUCGCCACCAGAUCCCGCCUUUACUCGAGGCGGCAGGCGCCAUCAGAGCAGCUCUUCUGUUCCAGUAGUUGGCGAUCAAGAUGAACAUGGGGAUGGGAUCACAGAUAUGCAAGACUUACGGGCGCGUCCCUCGAGAACGCGGCUCUCUGGAUUCUUCAGCACCACUUCUUCGGAUAACGGGCGUUCCAACACCAUGCGCUCAAGCAGCAGCUCGAGGGCUAAUAGCUUGGUCUCAAGCUCAAUACCUACAUGGGCGAAGCUUUACUAUGGAAGCGGAGAGCGGCGUUAUUUAGGCACCCCUGGAGCCCCUGGAAGUUCUACUGAAGGCACCGACAGCCGUUCUGGUUCGUUCACGACCGGAUCACCUAAUACAGACCAUUUUCCUUUGAGUAUAUAUAGCCCAAGACGGCGGCCUAGGGGAGUUCACCCCAACAUUGGAAGACCUUCGGCGCGCGGCUCUUUGGAAAUCACUCCUGCGCCAUUACAGGAGAAUAAUGAUCCUGACACACGGCGCUUCAGGACUUGGAGUUUAUCAAGUGUUUGGUCACCGCACUUGCGGCAUGACAGAAGAGCUACAGGACACAGCAUGUGGGAUCCUCCGUCUAUAAGCUGGUCCACUGAUGGCAGAUGGUUUGCUUGGAUGAUAGCGGCGUUUCUGCCGCUGCCUCUGAAUCCUAUGACCGAAAUGCGCGAACGAGAUGUGGAAAAUAGCACGAGUAAUCUCGACAAUUCUAAUGAUUAUGCAAACGAUUUUGCCCGCCAAUUUGGACCGGUAGAUGAGAUAAGAUUCGAAAGCGCUAAAUGGUGGCGGAACCUCAAUAGAUGGAUGUCCAUCGUGGGCCUACUGAUCAUCGCGGCAGUGGUUGUGCUGGUUGUGAUCGGCGUAAGAGAAGGCUGGACUAAAAGCUAG
Messenger RNA from Lachnellula hyalina, 2463 nucleotides. RefSeq lists its product as uncharacterized. Lineage: Eukaryota; Fungi; Ascomycota; Leotiomycetes; Helotiales; Lachnaceae. The transcript is spliced from 3 exons. Bases 1 to 2463 code for a protein of 820 amino acids. The record is from RefSeq and is a predicted model, not a curated record.